Phodopus roborovskii (desert hamster) is the source of this 1230-nucleotide messenger RNA. Its product is annotated as arylacetamide deacetylase-like 4. The record is from RefSeq and is a predicted model, not a curated record. Gene Ontology annotation, molecular function: hydrolase activity. The coding region runs from base 1 to 1224 and encodes 407 amino acids. Lineage: Eukaryota; Metazoa; Chordata; Mammalia; Rodentia; Cricetidae. The transcript is spliced from 4 exons.
AUGACUGUCCUGUGGCUGUUGCUGCUAGUAAGCCUGUCUACCUUUAACCUGGGAGUCUUCAUAUGGGCUGUUGUUCAGCACUUUCUCAAUGUGAAAAUCCCCUCUUCCUUGCAGCAUCCAGUCAAGUUCAGGUUUCUACAUUGUGUGAUGCUGUACGUUAUUGCUAUGGGAAAUAUAUUAGAGAAGCUGAGGAUUUGCUCCAUGCCCAGGUUCAUCCAGAUUUUUCAUGAUUUAAUAGUCAUAAAGAAGAACCAUAAUUUGAUGGUGACAAACAUGCACUUUGGGACAAUUCCUGUGAGACUCUUCCAGCCCAAGGCAGUGCCCUCCAAACUCCGACGAGGCAUAAUUUUCUGCCAUGGAGGGGGAGCCAUAUGUGGUAGCCUGGACAGUUACCACAACCUGUGCAGCUGCCUGGCCCAGAAGACAGAUUCGGUGGUGCUAUCAGUAGGGUACCGCAAGCUUCCUGACCACCACCACCCGUCUAUUACUAAGGACUGCCUGAAUGCCUCUAUUUACUUCAUGAAGGGCCUCAGAACCUAUGGGGUAGACCCCUCCAGGGUGGUAGUCUGUGGAGAAAGUAUUGGAGGUGGUAUUUUGGCCAUUGUCAUCCAGGCCUUGCUCAGCUUCCCAAGCCUCCCCAAGAUCUGUGCUCAGGUCCUUAUUACGCCAGCUAUGCAGGUCAUCAAUUUCCGAUUGCCAUCACAUCAGCAAAACCAGAAUGUCCCACUCCUCACCAAAGACAUAAUCAUGAUGUCUCUGUGUAAAUACAUGGACAUUGACUUAUCUUGGAAAGAUGCCAUAUUUAGUGGCACUUGUAUUCCCUUGGACUUCUGGAAUAAGUACAGAAAAUGGCUCAGUUCUGACAACAUCCCCAGAAGGUUUAAGAGCAAAAGCCUCCUGCCUGAGUCUCCAGGAUCUUUCAACGAGGCUGCCUAUCUAGAAACCAAACAGGUUUUGGAUACAGACAUUUCACCUCUCCUAGUAGAUGACAAGACCAUUGCACAGCUUCCCCAGGCAUUCCUGGUGAGCUGUGAGAAUGACCCCCUCCGUGAUGACACCUUGCUCUACAAGAAGCGCUUGGAAGACCAGGGGGUCCCUGUGACCUGGUACCAUGUGGAAGACGGCUUUCACGGAUGCAUCAUUUUGUUUGAUAAGCAACCUUUCUCUUUCCCCUGUUCCACGAAAAUUGUAAAUGCUGUCAUCACUUACAUAAAGGGCAUAUGACAGUCA